Messenger RNA from Varanus komodoensis (Komodo dragon), 1831 nucleotides. It is a transcript of the gene DRC3, whose product is annotated as dynein regulatory complex subunit 3. NCBI's taxonomy places the organism in Eukaryota, Metazoa, Chordata, Lepidosauria, Squamata, Varanidae. Gene Ontology annotation, molecular function: protein binding. The coding region runs from base 135 to 1700 and encodes 521 amino acids. The record is from RefSeq and is a predicted model, not a curated record. The transcript has 13 exons.
CCAAAGAGCAUCACUAAAAAAGAGAAGACAGAAAGGAGAUGUGAAUUGCAGAACAUUUGUAUUUGCUAAGUGCAUGCAACGGGGCAGAGGAACCAGUUUGAUUUCUAAUCCCGAGGGCGCUUUUCCUGCUAAAGAUGAGUCGGUUGUAUGAUAGCAUAGAGCCCAACGUAAUCGAUGAAGAGAUGCUGCAGAGAGCUGUCGAAGAGCAAGGACCUCGGGAAGAAGCUGGAUUGUUGGCCAAAAAAGAAGGGAUUAAUUUCAGAGAUGUGAAAGAGCUGCAACUUGAUUUUAGAAAUAUCCUGAAGAUUGACAACCUUUGGCAGUUUGUGAACCUGACAAAACUGCAGCUGGACAACAACAUCAUUGAGAAGAUCGAGUCGCUGGAGUGCCUGGUUAAUCUGGUCUGGCUGGAUUUGUCUUUCAACAACAUUGAGAUCAUCGAAGGCUUAGACACUCUGGUUAAAUUGCAGGACCUUAGCUUGUUCAACAACAGGAUCUCCAAAAUUGAGAAUCUGGAUGCACUGCAAGAACUGCAGGUCUUCUCUAUAGGAAAUAAUGCUAUCCAGACCCUGGAAAACAUGAUCUAUCUCAGAAAGUUCAAAAACUUGCGCACAUUGAAUCUUGCUGGAAAUCCGGUGUGUGAGAACGAAGUGUAUGCCAUGUUCAUUGCUGCCCACCUGCCAGAUCUCGUAUACCUGGAUUUUAGACUGGUGGAGGACAACAUGCGAGAGAUGGCCUUGAUAAAGUACCAGUAUGCCAUUGAGGAGAUGAGGCAGGGCGAAACGCUGGCUCUGGUCAAGCAGGAAGCCCUGGAAGCCAGGGAAAAAGAGGUGGAGUAUCAUAAGUCGGCUUACGUGGAGUACCUGAAUGGGCCCUUCCUGUUUGACAGCAUGUACACCGAAGAUUCUGAAGCAUCCAAGCUGCUGUACCUCCCUGGAGUGCCGGAGCUGCUAGAGAUAUACAAGACCAAGUUCGUUGCCAUUUGCCAGAACCUGUUCGAGUACGGUCUGAAGCAGCACGAGAAGCGAGAGGCCGAAGUUACACUCUUCUAUGAGUGUCUUCACGAAGCCCUGGCAGAAAACCAAGAGCAGGGCACCAAAAUCAUGCAGGCCUUCGAAGAGAAGAAUGAGGGGGUGCUCGACAAGAUUCAGAGCAUCAGCGACACCAUGGUGGCAGAGGUCAAGCUGACCGAAUACAACGAGGAUAUCGCCAAGCUCACAGAGACGCUGAUGACCCUGGAGAUGCAGCUGGUGGAGCAGCUAGAGGAAAUCAUCAAGGAUUUCGAAAGGAACAUCUUGGACCUGGUGUCAAUUUUCAUAGAAAACGAACAAGGACUGAUGGCCCAAUGCCGGGAUCUGGAGAACUACCACCACGAGAAGCUACUGGAAAUAGCCAUCAGCACCCUGGAGAAAAUAGUGAAGAGCGAGUUUGAUGAAGAGAUGCCGGACGACGUCCGGAUGCUUUUCGUGGACAAAGACACCAUCGUCAAUGCCGUCAAUGCGUCACAUGACAUCCAUCUGCUGAAGAUCGACAACCGAGAAGACGAGAUCAUAACCAAAGCCAACGGCUGGGCCUCCGCACUGAUUGAGAAGGUUCACAAGGAUGAAAUCCACAGGAACCGCAGCCGCGUGAUGGAAAUCAAUCAGUAUGUUGACCACCUCCACAGCGAGACGGACAGCCUGGAUAUUCUCGAGCAGUAAUGGGCCUCGGGCAGAGCUGUGCCCACCCCACAGCUUGAGCUUGGCUUUAGAGUCGCUGCCUGGGAAGUGAAUCCACCUGGCGGUCUCCUUCCCACUGACAAACAGCCCCGUAAAUAGCCCUAACAAGGACA